CUUUUAACCAAAUCCCAGCCCUUUUUUUCUUUUCUUGUUUACCAACAAAUAAAAAAAAAUAUAUAUAAGACCAUGGAUCCUCAUGGUAAAGCAUAUUCGGAUACGAUUGAAAUAGCAGACCUACAGCAAGAAGAGCCUUUAUUGAGAGGAGAGGAUAGCUUACCGACUGUAUACCAACCAUCUCGUUUUCAGCGUUUCGGUCAGCAUUUCACAAAACGUAAUGUCAAGAAACAGAUAUACGCUUGGCGUUGGCCAAUCUUGUUCAUUCUCGCUAGUUUCGUUAUGGGUUGUAUUAUGUGGACCUAUCGAAGACAAGUGUUCGAAGGGUUAGAAACACUUUCUGCGGGUUUAAAAGGCAUGGGAUUCAAAGGUUACGUUGUCAUGUCAGCCUUGAUUUUCUCUAGCGCUUUUCCACCAUUAAUUGGAUAUGGCACUUACCAGACUUUAUCCGGCUUCACAUUUGGGUUCCAAAAGGGCUUUCCCAUUUCUUACUUUAGUGCACUUACAGGUGCUAUUGUGUGCUUCUCUUUAUCAAGACGAUUUUUAAAGGCAAGCGUCACUCGUACGCUACACAAAUAUCCCAACUUGGAAGCCGUCGUCAAAGCCGUCGAAAAAAAGGGAUUUAAGUUAUUUAUCCUGAUUCGUCUUUCACCUUAUCCGUUCAACCUACUCAAUGUAUUAUUUGCAUCCACCAAUAUCUCGUUAUUUCACUUUGCAGCAGGUACAGCACUCACUCUAUUAAAAAUCGCUUUCCAUGUAUACAUUGGAGCCAACUUGACAUCGUUUGCCAAGCACAUCUUGGGCGAGGAUGAGGAUAUGACAGAAGGACAGAUCAGGGCUGAGAAAGUCCAAAACUUUGUUAUGGUGAUAGGUAGUAUCAUUACCUUUGUGGGUAUGGCUUACAUUUACCGUGUCGCCAAAGCCGCUGUGAAAGAGGCCAACACUCCAGAUCAUGAAGAAAUGGUUGGAUUUUUACAAGAAAUAGAGGAAGAAGAAGAAGAAGAAGAAGAAGAAGAAGAAGAAGAAGAGGAUCAUAGAGAAGAGCACGAAUUAGAACCUAGACAGAGUGUUUCUUUAGACGUAUGGGAUGCUUGGGGUGAUGAUGACGACGAUGAGGAAGAAAAUGAACCAACCUUUAAAAAGCAAGUGGUUGGAAAAAAUGACUAAAAAUAAAAUGUAAAUAUAAUAUUUAAUGAAAGAAUUUGUUGUGCAAUGCC
Mucor mucedo is the source of this 1217-nucleotide messenger RNA. Its product is annotated as snare associated Golgi protein-domain-containing protein. Lineage: Eukaryota; Fungi; Mucoromycota; Mucoromycetes; Mucorales; Mucoraceae. The record is from RefSeq and is a predicted model, not a curated record. Gene Ontology annotation, cellular component: Golgi membrane. The transcript is spliced from 3 exons. Gene Ontology annotation, biological process: vesicle-mediated transport; mitotic spindle elongation. Bases 73 to 1167 code for a protein of 364 amino acids.